CGCCGUCAGCACUCUGGCGCUCAGAAGCAGUGAUGUAUCAGAGAACUUUCUACAGUGCAAUUUCAAAUGGGAAACUCUCAUUUCAGGUCCUGAGCAACAUUCAUACUGUCCGAGCCACGUGGCAACCUAAAAAGCCCAAAACAUGGGCAUUUUCUCCCCAGGUCACUGGCAUCUUGCCCUGCUUGCUCAGUGGGGACUGUUUCAUCAGGUCCAAUUCUUCAUCUCCCGACCUCGGAAUCCUGUUUGAACUUGGAAUUUCCUAUAUUCGCAACUCUACCGGUGACCGAGGAGAGUUAAGCUGUGGCUGGGCGUUUCUGAAGCUGUUCGAUGCCAGCGGCGCUCCUAUUCCGGCCAGAACUUACGAGCUCCUCCUGAACGGCGGGACCCCCUAUGAGAAAGGCGUGGAAGUGGACCCUUCCGUGUCCAGGAGAGCACACAGCAGUGUUUUCCAUCAGAUGCUGACCAUGCGAAGGCAGCCUCAACUUCUGGUGAAACUGAGGUCUCUGAACCAAAGAUCGAGAAACAUCCUGAGCUUCCUGCCGGAAACCUUGGUUGGAAGUAUGUGCUGCUCCCACCUGCUGGUAUUUUAUCGGCAGAUUCUUGGAGAUGCACUGCUGAAAGACAGGACGAACUCACAGAACGCUGAUCUCAUCAGUCACCCAAUGCUGGCCUCCUUCCCCCAGCUCCUGGAGCAGCCUGAAGUGAUGGACGCGCUAAGGAGUUCAUGGGCUGAGAAAGAAAGCACACUGAAAAGAUCAGAGAAGAGGGACAGAGAGCUCCUGAAGGCCAGCUUCCUCCUGGUCUACCACGACCGUGUGCUCCCGCUGCUGCACUCCACGCUGCUGCCCCCCUUCCGGUGGGCCGAAGAGGAGACCCAGGCUGCGCGGUGGAAAAUCAUCGCUGACUUCCUCAAGCAAACCCAGGAGAACCAGGGUGCCCUGCAGGCCCUGCUGUCCAAGGACGGAGUCCAUGAGCCUUUCGACCUCUCGGAGCAGGCCUACGACUUCCUGGGUGCGGGCAGGAGGAGUGAUCCACGGGGAGGCCUCUCACCAAGUGGCAGAACCCAGAGUGACCCAUUCUGACUGGGACCUGCUCUUUUUCUGUACAGAUGGUAUUUUUAAAGAUAUAUUUAUCUAAUAAUAUGAAUGCUUUUAAAAAAUAAAAUCAAUUUUAUAAGGAA
This is a messenger RNA of Cavia porcellus (domestic guinea pig), 1180 nucleotides long. RefSeq names its product nephrocystin-1-like. The record is from RefSeq and is a predicted model, not a curated record. Gene Ontology annotation, cellular component: cilium; cytoplasm. Gene Ontology annotation, biological process: protein localization involved in establishment of planar polarity. Lineage: Eukaryota; Metazoa; Chordata; Mammalia; Rodentia; Caviidae. The coding region runs from base 33 to 1082 and encodes 349 amino acids. The transcript is spliced from 9 exons.